Molecule: messenger RNA, 1566 nt
Organism: Pipistrellus nathusii (Nathusius's pipistrelle)
Lineage: Eukaryota; Metazoa; Chordata; Mammalia; Chiroptera; Vespertilionidae
Source: the annotation of a GenBank genome assembly
AUGGGCAUCCGAGGACUAAUGAGUUUUGUGGAAGAUCACAGUAAUGAGUUCUUUACUGACCUGAAGUUGCGAGACACCAAAAUUAUCAUUGAUGGCUAUGCCCUCUUCCACCGGCUUUGCUUCAACUCACACUUGGAGCUCCGGUACGGAGGGGACUAUGAUGCUUUUGCAGAUGUUGCACAAAACUUCUUCGAAUCACUGUUUUCUUGUAAUAUAUGCCCGUAUGUUGUCUUAGAUGGAGGGUGUGACAUUUCGGAUAAAAAGCUUACAACGCUGAAGGAUCGAGCAAGAGAGAAGAUCCAGGCGGCCCAUUCCCUUUCUGUUGGUGGGAGUGGGUGUGUCUGUCCCCUUCUCACCCGGGAAGUGUUCAUACAAGUUUUGGUCAGGCUGCGGGUACCUUUUGUCCAGUGCUUUUCGGAAGCGGAUCGGGACAUUAUGACGCUGGCUAAUCAUUGGAAUUGCCCUGUGCUGUCAUCGGAUAGCGACUUUUGCAUUUUUGACCUGAAAGCUGGGUUUUGUCCAUUGAAUAGCUUUCAGUGGAGAAACGUGAACACUAUUAAGAGCACGCAGGGCCGUUACAUUCCCGCCAAAUGCUUUUCUCGUGAUGCGCUCUGCCACUACUUCAGCAACAUGAACAAAGAUCUACUCCCUCUCUUUGCGGUGCUGUGCGGGAACGACCACGUUCAUCUGCCCAGCAUGGACACGGUGUUAAGUCAGGUGCGCCUUCCUCCUGGAGCUGCCAGCGCCAAGGGGAGGAGACACUACCGAAUUGUGGGCCUUCUGAGCUGGUUGUCUCGUUUUGCUGGCCCCACUGAAGCCCUAGAUAAUGUCCUGAAAUAUCUCCCGAAAAAGGAUCGAGAAAGUGUCCGGGAACUUCUCUGUUGUUCCAUGGAAGAAUACCAGCCGUCCCAGGUGAUGCUGCAGGACUUCUUCCGGCGAAGGACGUACGCCUGUCCGGAGGCCUUGGGUCUGGGUGUGCCAGAAUGGGUCCUCGUGGCUUUGGCCAGAGGUCAGCUGGCUCCUUUCAUCAGCGAUGCCUUGGUGCUAAGACGGACCUUUCUUCACACACAAGUGGAAGACAUGCAGCAGCCAAAUGCCCACAGAGUAUCUCUGCCCAUCCGGCAAGUCAUGUACGGGCUGCUUUCCAAUGCCUCCGCACCCCUGGGGAGUGCACCCUUGAACGCGUCGCCUCCUCGGCCUUUGGCUUUCAGCGAGGUGGAAAGGAUUAGGAAAAACAUCAAAAUAUCGAUUGUUGAUGCCGUAAACCUGCCCAAGGAUCAUUCUGACUUAAGCAAAUUGACUGAGCUCUCCUCAGCUAGACGGCAGGCACUUCUCUUAGAAACAUUAAAGGUGAAACAGACCGUCCUGGACCCAAUCCCUCCUUCUUUGAAGUUGCCCAUCGCUGUCAGUUGCUACUGGUUGCAGCACUCGGAGGUCAAGGCAAAACUACAUCAUCUACAAGCCUUGCUGCUGGGGAUGCUGCAGGGGCCCUUGCAUGCCAUAAUCGACAGCCCUGGAAUUGUGGACCUGGCACCCAGGCAGGCUCAGUGCCUUGCUGCUCGCUAG